Neolamprologus brichardi is the source of this 1115-nucleotide messenger RNA. The record is from RefSeq and is a predicted model, not a curated record. Lineage: Eukaryota; Metazoa; Chordata; Actinopteri; Cichliformes; Cichlidae.
AUGCUGCUAUCGACGUUGCCAAAAGUGGGAUUCUACCCAUACUGGCUCAGGCCUUACAGAGAAAAAGCAGUCUGAGCUGCCAGGUGGCUUUGGUGGUGGCAGAGAUGGCCCGAGAAGCUGCCGUGAGGGAGCCAUGCAUCGAGGCAGGCCUGGUGAAGGUGCUGGUUCCCCAUCUGAACAGCAAUAACCAAGAAAUGCUGCUGAACUCUGGCAGGGCCAUUGGGCGCAUCUGCUUUGACAACUGUGAGUGGGUGGGACACUGCUGGCUCCGUCAGCAGGGCGUUCUCCGUGUGCUGAUGAGUCUGAUUUCUUUUGAAGGUUACAGAGAGUGACAGAUCUUAAUUCCAGCCUCAAACUACAUGAUAUUACCACAUGUGUUUGCAGACUCUGCGAGGGAGGCGCUGGCACAGCUGGAUGUUGCAGAUGUGCUGAUAUUUCAGCUGAAACAGGCCCCUGAUGCUGAACGCCGACAUGUCAUUUUGGAAAUACUGGGCUCUCUGGGAGAGAGCGAUACUCUGAAACUACAGUUUGCAGAGUCAGGAGUCCCAGAAGCUUUAUCCGAGAUGAUUCGGAGUCUGCAGGGAGGCUCUGACCCACAUGACCUCUGCAGCAUCAAGAUUGCCUCCAACCUAAUGGUGUCCCUGCUUUUAGGGGAUGAGUCCAUGCAGAAGUGUUUUGGUGAAGGAUCAGGUCUGGUGUACCAGGAUGUUCUGUCAUGGCUCCAGAGCUCCAACACCCAACUGCAGCUGUCGGGAGCGCUUGCCAUCGCCAACUUCGCCAGGAAUGACAGUAACUGUGUGAAGAUGCUGGACCUCGGAGUGGUUCCUCACAUCCUGACAUUGUUGGAGCAGCACGUAGACGAAGGAGACGUAUCUGUUCAACACGCUGGACUAAGCGCCCUCAGGAACCUCGCCAUUCCUGCCACCAACAAAGUGCGAAUGCUGGAGGACGGGGUGACUGACAGGAUAAAGACGCUGCUGCGCUCUGACAUGCCCCCAGUUCAGUUCAAACUGCUGGGUACUCUGCGCAUGAUGGUGGACGGACACGGUGAGCAGAACGCUUCAAACGCUUCAGUUUGGAAACAAGAGUUGUUUAGUUUUGAUGACAUGUGCUAA